This is a messenger RNA of Closterium sp. Naga37s-1, 3708 nucleotides long. Lineage: Eukaryota; Viridiplantae; Streptophyta; Zygnematophyceae; Desmidiales; Closteriaceae. The record is from the annotation of a GenBank genome assembly.
CGAGGGAGGGAGGAGAGCGUGGGUGCUGGGAGGAAGGGGGCGUGCGAAAGAUGGAGGGUUUCAACGGCGGUGGGGAACGCAGGGAAGAGGCAGGGGAAGGCGGGGCGGAAUGAGGAGAAGGAUCAGCAUGGGUUUGUGGGGUGGUGGGGGGGAGGAGGGGGUGUGCGUGUGAGAAUUGGGCAGAUGGGAAGAGGGCAAGGCGAGUGGGGGAGGGGAGGGGUGGGGCCGCAGCGGCAGUGGAGGGAUGAGGCAGAACAGGCGGCGCACGAAGGGGCUGUCCUCUCCAUGGCUCCCACCCCCAAUGGCCUCUUCCUCCUCUCCUACGGCUCAGACCAGCGAUUGCGACUGUGGGACGUGGAGGCCGGCGCCAACACGCUCAUCCAUUACGCAAAUCAGAGAGCGCCACGUGGCGCGCUGGCGUCAGAGGCCACAGUGUUUCACACAUGGACAGGGGAGUCCCUUGCUUCUCUGCAUGCUCACUUCGACAACGUUAUGCUUUGCUGCUCUCACCCCGCCGUCCCCGUGCGUCCAUCGCUCUCUCUCUCAACUCUUCUCUUCCGGUGCAGACCGCCAGCUCCUUUCCUGGACAUCCCCUUUCCUAGACCAACUUCACUCGCCUCAGUCACACUCAUCCACUCGUCCUACAUGAAUACUGGUUCCGCGCCUGGUCGAGGCGCGGUACCUAUAUCGACUGUGCUCUCCCCGUCAUCCGGCGUCGCGACGUCCAACACAACCACGUCUCCAUAUUUCUCCACCGCGCCUUACGCCUCGUCUUACACCUCGCCCUCCUCCUCCGAGCCUCCCGCGUCCUACCGGUACUCGCCUUUUAAGAGAUUCAACCGCAUCAACCUGCGCUUUAAGAUCUCAUAUUACACACAAUGGGGGCAGAAUCUCAUGCUAAGCGGCUCGGAUCUGCUUCUCGGGAAGUGGAACAUUAAGCAGGGCGUGUGGAUGACGCCUCAUCACGAGGGCGAGUUCCUCGUCUGGCAGGCGCUGAUAUCGGUGCCGGACAAGUUCGAGCUGGACUACAAAUACGCGUUAGUGGACGAGAAGCUCAACGUCAUCAAGUGGGAGUCCGGCGACACGCGCCGCCUCAUUCUGCCCGACGGCCUGCCAGAUGGCGCCAUGGUCGACGUGCUUGACACGUGGCAGGACGGGUCGUCCCCCGAGACGCUGCUAUCGCGCAACGCAUUCCGCAAGGUCAUCUUUGGCAAGGCGGCGCAGGCGGACGACGACAGCGACGACGCACCCACUGCACUGCCACCGCUGCCGCCAGAGCUCUUCGAGUCUAAAGAUGACAUUGUGCUGAGAUUCAGAGUGAACUGCUCGCGGCUAGACAAGGGCCAGAAGGUGUGUGUGACGGGCAGUGCACCCCGACUGGGCGCAUGGGAGGCGGGGGGGUGUGUGCCCAUGACGCGCACACACGGCACACUCUGGGAGUACUGUCUGCGGGAUGCGGACGGCUCAGUGACAUCGGAGUACGGCAGUGACAUAGAGCUGGGGCUAGACACCUCGGCGCGCAAGCCCUCCAUCAUGAUCUUUGUCUCUGACGGCCACUUCAGAGCGAACCCGUGGCGGGGAGCAGGAGUGGCCAUCCCAGUGUUCUCCCUGCGCUCCAAGGAGAGUGUGGGCGUGGGCGAGUUUGCGGACCUGCGUCUGCUAGUGGACUUUGCACACAGUGCGGGUCUGCGCCUAGUGCAGCUACUGCCUGUUAAUGACACCUCUGUCAAUGACAUGUGGUGGGACUCCUACCCGUACAGUUCGCUCUCGGUGUUCGCCCUGCAUCCGCUCUACCUGCGACUGCAAGCGCUCGCCCCCAACCUGCCCGCACAAAUCCAGGCGGAGAUAGAGAGUGCAAGGGCAGCGUUGGACAAGGAAGCAGUGGACUACGAUGCCACCAUGACCACCAAGCUGCGCAUCGCACGCGCCGUCUUCCAGUGGGACGGCGACCGCCUGCUCGCCUCCCAGCCCUUCAAGGACUACUUCCACGAGAACCAGGACUGGCUGAAGCCGUAUGCGGCGUUUAUGUUCCUGAAGAAGCUAUUUGGCACGGCGGACCACACGCUGUGGGGCACGCUCGCCAACUACUCGCAGGAGCAGGUGGAUCGCAUAGUGGCGCCAGGCACGGACUAUUAUGCCACCAUCGCAUUCACGUACUACGUGCAGUACCACCUGCACGUGCAGCUCCUGGACGCGGCAUCAUACGCGCACGAGCGCCACGUGGUGCUCAAGGGCGACCUGCCCAUCGGUGUGGACCGCUGCAGCGUGGACACGUGGCGCUUCCGCUCGCUCUUCCACAUGGACACGUCCACGGGCGCGCCACCCGACGCGUUCUCGUCGGAGGGGCAGAACUGGGGCUUCCCCACCUACAACUGGGAGGCCAUGGGCAGGGAUAACUACGCGUGGUGGCGCGCACGGCUCACACAGAUGGCCAAGUACUUCAGUGCGUACCGCAUAGACCACAUCCUGGGCUUCUUCCGCAUCUGGGAGCUCCCUGACCAUGCCGUCUGCGGCAUUCUCGGCCACUUCCGCCCCUCCAUCCCCAUCUCCGCGGAGGAGAUGGAGAAGGAGGGCGUGUGGGACUUCAACCGCCUGUGCGACCCUUACGUGCGCUGCCACCUGCUGCAGGAGAAGUUUGGCCAACGGUGGGCAGAGAUCGCCUCCAAGUUCUUUGAGGAGUAUCAGCACCUCUGCUACAGGUUCAAGAAGGAGUACGACACAGAGAAGAAGAUUGUGGCAGCUGUGCAACCCAGAGAGGGCUCGCCAGAGUGGCUGGAGGAGGAGGCCAAGGAGACCCGCAAAGGCCUGCUCUCACUCUUCCAGAGCGUGGUGUUGAUCCGCACGCAGGACGAUCCGCGCAAGUUCUACCCGCGCUUUGACUGCGAGAAGACCGCCAGCUUCAUGGAGCUCGAUGAACACACCAAGGCGGUGGUGAAGAGGUUGUACCUGGACUACUACUACUCUCGGCAGGAGACUCUGUGGCGCAGCAACGCGCUCAAGACGCUGCCCGUGCUCAUGAACGCCUCCGACAUGCUCGCCUGUGGGGAGGACCUGGGCCUCGUCCCUGCCUGCGUGCCGCCCGUGCUGGCGGAGUUGGGGCUACUGGGGCUGCGCAUUCAGCGCAUGGCCACCAAGAUAGGCCAGGACUUUGGCAACCCUGCAGAAUACGACUACAUGACGGUGUGUGCGCCGUCGUGUCAUGACACGUCAACGCUGCGCGCAUGGUGGGAGGAGGAGCCCGAGAGGCGUCACAAGUUCUUCCGCUCCGUGCUCGGCUUCAGCUCGCCUGCUCCCGACCGGUGUACACCGGAUGUGGCGAGGGCCAUUAUCCAGCAGCACUGCGAUGCUCCGAGCGUGUGGGCCAUAUUCCCCCUGCAGGACCUGAUGGCGUUGAGGGAGGAGUAUUUGACACGCCCAGCCAACGACGAGACCAUCAACGACCCCACCAACCCUCGCCACUACUGGCGAUUCCGGGUGCACGUGCGGCUGGAGGACCUGGUAACGGACUCAGCGCUCAUCACGAGCCUACAGCACAUGCUGCUGGCCAGCGGGCGCACGGCCCCUGCAGACCUGCCCGACCGCUACCGGUCGUCUGCUGUGGACUUCCUGGCGCACUCUGUGGGCAGCCUCAGCCUCUCCCACCCCCCCGCCACUCUCGGCGCCGCUCCCUCCCCGCUGCUCGCUCUCUCGCUUGGACCCAUUCCUUGA